UUUCCUCCUCGAUGUUGCCAAGGGACCAUAAACCUUGAGCUGCGCCGGUCGCUCCUCCCGGCGAGCAAACUCUAUUUUUCUGAACUCAAGGUCAACCGGUUGUCAGACCCAAACUUAACAGACUGCUCCCAAUGCACAAGCUACGUCGGCCUUGAGGACACCAUCCGGGACACAGCCGUAUAUCCAUGUUGCGACGCCAAAACAUGUGUUGCAUGCAGAGCAUCCCGGACUCUGCGAUAG
Molecule: messenger RNA, 240 nt
Organism: Paraphaeosphaeria sporulosa
Lineage: Eukaryota; Fungi; Ascomycota; Dothideomycetes; Pleosporales; Didymosphaeriaceae
Exons: 1
Source: RefSeq, a predicted model, not a curated record